Messenger RNA from Spodoptera littoralis (African cotton leafworm), 1302 nucleotides. The record is from the annotation of a GenBank genome assembly. NCBI's taxonomy places the organism in Eukaryota, Metazoa, Arthropoda, Insecta, Lepidoptera, Noctuidae.
AUGAAGCGCCUCCGUGGCUCGCUCCGCCGCAACCACUGGAUUGUUUGGACACUUUGUGUGAUACUGUGUGGAGCGUGCGAGAGCUCGGCGCCCCCAGACAGCCUGCGCCUCGUGUGGCUCACCAACACCUCGCUCACCUGCAACGAUGGAUCCCCGGCUGGGUACUACUUCAGACGAGGCACGAAUAGUGAUCACUGGGUGGUGUACCUUGAAGGUGGUGGAUAUUGCUGGGAUACGGCGUCAUGCAAUGCUCGGUGGAGGAGACGGCCUGCUCUCAUGUCAUCCACGCGUUGGCCAAAAGCUCGUCGCGCUCCCGCCCUCCUCUCGGCUGACGCGGCCGCCAACCCGCUGUGGCAUGCUUCCAACCACGUUCUCUUGCCGUACUGCUCGAGUGAUAUGUGGGCAGGCACCAGAAGUACUCGGCAUCCUAGCGCAGGAUUUGUAUUUGCUGGCCGUCUCAUCGUACGAGCUGUUAUCGCCGACUUGUUCCGCUACGGGCUCACCGGGCGCAUGUUGCUGGUGGGCUCCAGUGCUGGGGGAGCCGGUGUUAUGCUACACGCAGACGCUGCAAGACGAUCGCUACGAUCUAAAGGAGUCCGUGUUGCUGCAAUUUCUGAUUCUGGAUGGUUUCUCGACCGCCCGACGAAAACACGACGAGCUCCGGCUGCCACAGUUGCUCGCCUUGGCCACACUCUUUGGCGUGGUAAACCACCAACUUCGUGUGUGCGCGAGCAUGCCACCGAGCCGUGGCUGUGUUACUUUGGAUACCGACUUUAUCCUCACAUUCGAACGCCUCUUUUCAUCUUUCAGUACCUGUUUGAUUCGGCUCAACUGGCUGCAGAGGGUGUUCGCGCUCCUCGCACUAGAUCACAGUGGGACGCUGUCCACCAGACAGGUACAGCCUUGUUAUUAAGUUUAAGUCCAGUGCGUGCUGCAUUCGCACCUGCUUGUCUUGCUCACGGAGCACUCGCUCGUCCCGAGUGGCAAGCUAUUAACGUUUCGGGUAUUACAUUACCGCGAGCAAUAGCAUGCUGGGAGCAGAGGCUCGGCGGCGCCAGAAAGAAAAUGCGUGGUGGCUGUGCACCACGACGACUGAUUGAGAGAUGCACGUGGCCACAGUGUAAUGGAUCGUGUCCGCGGUUGCGCGACCCGCGCACUGGUGAAGAGGUGGCACUAGCGUCACUUCUGCAGAGCUUUGGCUUGGACGUCCGAGGCGCAGCUGCAGCCAUGGGUUUGGAUGCUCGCGCGCUGUCCCGAAUGAGUCGAGCCGAACUGCUUCCUCUGUUGGCACCUCAUAUGUGA